Gambusia affinis (western mosquitofish) is the source of this 1004-nucleotide messenger RNA. RefSeq lists its product as uncharacterized. Bases 549 to 899 code for a protein of 116 amino acids. The transcript is spliced from 3 exons. The record is from RefSeq and is a predicted model, not a curated record. NCBI's taxonomy places the organism in Eukaryota, Metazoa, Chordata, Actinopteri, Cyprinodontiformes, Poeciliidae.
AGCCGCAGUGAGUUGUAAACACAACAGUUGCGGUUGGCUGUGUAUGUUCGAGAGCUAGCUAGUCUGAGCUAAGGUCUAGGACAUAUACCGGCUCUGGUUAUAUAUAUCGACAUUUUAUGUAAAAUUAGCAGCAUCGUGUGGGACUUUUGCAUUAGAUAACACACAUAAAAUGUUGAGAAAACAUUGCUAAUAUAGAGAAAUACGUUAGCUCGCUAUGACGUUAGCGUUAGCUUGUAACCAAUGACAAAGCGCCUGAGAGGAAUUGUUAACCAGCUAGCGAAUAUUUUUGGUGUUUAUUUCCUAUUCAACGCUGCUUAUGCUUGAUUGUGUGGCUUUAGAUAGAAGCUUGUUAAUGUUACCGCGUUGCCAACAUGGACCAUUGUAUACCGCCUUUAUUCAGCGUAAUUAAUUAGUUUGGGAAAGUUAGCUUGAGCAAAGCAAUAGGCCAUCAACAGACAUCUUGAGACGGUAACUAAAAAGCCGAAUAAUUCUUUCGGAUUUAAACAAACUACGAUAGAGGCUCCUCCAGGUGGAAAAAGUGUUAUCAUAUGUUGACUGACAACAGGAAGCGACAGCACAGCGGUGGUGAUGAGGAGAGUAGCCGCCUGGUGCCUCAAGCCAAAAGGCAGAGCAGUGCUCAUCCUCUCUCCCCUGAGCCAGGUCGGGAUGCUUGGGACUCAGAGACAUCCAACAGCGAGAGCAGCAGCAACAUCAGCAGUCCCGAACAUGCAGCUGGGAGUCGGUGUGCUUUGGGCCCCUGCAGCCCCUCCAGCUCCGGCCUCUCGUCGGAGCUGGGCGGCCCCGCAAAUCAGCUGUCGUACCUGCAGAUCAACCGCAUCCUCAGGGAGGCCCACUUCUAUAGCCUGCAAAGCCGAGGUCAGCUCAGAGACCCCAGAUGAAAUGACGCUGUCCUCGGAGACGCCAAAGGACUGAAAACAUGUCGCUGAUCGUUUCGUUCGGCUCUUCCUCUCCCAUCUUCAGUCAUUACAACACAUAUCACAGCU